Messenger RNA from Cordyceps fumosorosea ARSEF 2679, 255 nucleotides. Its product is annotated as Splicing factor 3B, subunit 5. NCBI's taxonomy places the organism in Eukaryota, Fungi, Ascomycota, Sordariomycetes, Hypocreales, Cordycipitaceae. The record is from RefSeq and is a predicted model, not a curated record. The coding region runs from base 1 to 255 and encodes 84 amino acids. Gene Ontology annotation, biological process: mRNA splicing, via spliceosome. The transcript has 3 exons. Gene Ontology annotation, cellular component: U2 snRNP; precatalytic spliceosome.
AUGGCGGACAAGCUUCGUACGCAACAAGAGCUCGAACGCCUUCAGGCCAAAUUCAUCGGUACCGGCCACGCCGACACGACGAGCUGGGAGUGGCGCACAAACAUCCACCGCGAUACAUACGCCUCCAUCGCCGGGCACCGACCGCUGCUGUCGUACAUUGCGCUGGCCGAAAACGAGCCGCUAACGAAGACGAGGGCCAAGAUGAUUCGGAAGAUGCUUCAACCUGCCGGCCCCCCACCAGCGCGCGAAGAAUGA